Molecule: messenger RNA, 2168 nt
Organism: Callorhinchus milii (elephant shark)
Lineage: Eukaryota; Metazoa; Chordata; Chondrichthyes; Chimaeriformes; Callorhinchidae
Gene: errfi1a
Product: ERBB receptor feedback inhibitor 1a
Exons: 3
Coding region: 9-1298 (429 amino acids)
Biological process (GO): negative regulation of epidermal growth factor receptor signaling pathway; regulation of keratinocyte differentiation
Cellular component (GO): extrinsic component of cytoplasmic side of plasma membrane
Source: RefSeq, a predicted model, not a curated record
GAAGCGUCAUGUCGACAGCGCAGGAGAUCCAUUUCCCGCUCAGUAACUGCUUCAUACACGAGGUCAUCGGCAGCAAGCCGUACUGGAAUCCCCCCAGCCCCAUGGAAACCAUAUAUUUUGGAGACAGUUCCUCAGUGACGUGUGGCCUGGGAGCCGAGCCCCAUCAUCAGCCGUACAUCGCACCUCUGGCACAGCACGGACAGGAAGCUGAGGACUGGGACCUAAGCGAGAGUUGCUGCCUGAGAACGUCAGUGAUAAAGCCGCCGUCGCGGCUGAUAAUGCCUUCAUCACCGAUCUUGGGCUCAACACCGGUCUUGCCCCCGCUCCGCGCGCUGUCCCUGACUGGCUGCCCCCUGUCUCCCCCCCUCACCCCGGUCGAGCGGGGCUCCCGGCCACUGCCCCCCCUACCCUGGCCCGGCUACGAGUCCUCUGACGAGGUGGACAGUGAGGUGGAAUCAAUCACCAGCUCCGAGACCCAGAACCUGUUGGAGUUCCGACCCGUAUCUGCCGGCCAGAGGAGCCUCCGAGGCGCCGGCAAAACCAACCACGCCUACUCUGAGUGUGGUGUGGGGGUCCGGGGGCAGUACAGCCCCCCUAUUCCGGAGCAGGGCGAGACGGAGCACAGAGCCGGGGGCGAGCGGCAGAGACGGAACCGGCGGCUACAGCGAUCGCAUUCGGGUCCGGCUGGAGCCUUCCACAAGCCGGUGCCGGUGAAUGUGUCCGGGCGACGCUGUUCGCCAGGCAGGGGCGAGGGGAAGCCGGAGGUGCCUCCCCGUGUACCAAUCCCCCCGCGGCUGGUCAAAUCGGACCACCGGCGUUGGUCGGCCGAGGUGACCGGCUCCUACAGUGAGGAGGAGCGGCCCCCCAAGGUUCCGCCGCGGGAGCCAGUGCCAAGUGCCAACUCCCGGACCCCCAGCCCCAAGACCCUUCCUGCCUACCUGAAUGGGGUCAUGCCCCCCACUCGCAGCUUCGCCCCCGACCCCAAGUACGUCAGCAGGAAAGUGCUGCAGCGACAGAACAGCGAUGGGCACCCGGUGGUCCCCCACGUGCCCUGUAUCCUCCCCAUCAUCGAGGCGGGACGGCGAGUCAGCAACACACACUACUACCUGCUGCCCGAGCAGCCGUCCUACCUGCACCGCUUCCACAGGUUCUUCGUCGCCGACGACCCUAUUGCAGACGGAGCCUUCGCUGCCGCACUCGAGCUGGACAGCUGUGCCGCGGAGAGCAGCAAGGCAGCGCCGAGUGGCGGGACUGAGGCCACCGGACUUUGCUCCCUCGCCCGCGCCGCCUUUCCCUAGCCCCACCACCAUAGGCAGCAGAAGGCGGUUUCUCUGGCGAGAUCGGUUUUCUCCAGAGUCCGGCGGAUCGGUCAGCGUCACCGGCUGUUCCAAUGAUUGCACUUUACCGGGAGGCGGAGUGAAGACAGAGACGAUGGACCAUUUGGAAGGGGGAUGGAGAGGCCCCUAGGACAUGUUGUGGCUCCUCCAGCGACCCCCAUCCUUUCUCCAGUGGUGUGUGUCAUGGGGAUCACUUGCAGCUCGGAUGGGGGUCGACGUCAACAUAACAUCACUCAGAUGACAUUUUAUGACAAACGUUGAUUCCUUCGAUGUUGGACUUGAGCCUCUUGUUGGGAGGAAGCAAUUUGUUUUGUUAUUUUUAUUAUUAGAAUUAUUAUUAUUAUCAGACUUUGUAUAAACCAGUGAGUUUGUGUGUAUUUAGUUCGGACCAGCUCAGGGAAGCUCAAUGAAGGCCAGCUCUUGCUAUUUGGUCCACAAAAUAUACAGUCACUACACUUUACGGUAUAUUAUGUGAAGCGCUUUGAGAUGUCAAAUGCAAGGAUUAUUAUUAUUAUUAUUGUUAUUUCUGUUUGUCCCUGUUCGGAGGAGUAAUUUGUAAACCAGUGAACGUCAGUGAGGUGGGGAUGGUGGGGGGGGGGCAGUGUAAUUCACUGCCUCUUUCUGUCCCCCUGUAACUGUCACACUUGCGUGUCCCAGGAGGGGGAGAAAUCAGCCAGAAUUCCUGCUUCAGUUCUUCUCCCCACCCCCACCCCCGAAGGUGAGGGAGGUUGGAGCUUGUGACGAGGGUUGUGGUCAGUCACAGGCCCCCUAUUCCACACCCAGUGUGUGCAAUGUUACUGGAAAAUCUGUAAUUAUAUUAUUUAAACUUCA